AUGACUUCUCACGAGCCAAAGGCCGCCAUGGCCAAAGACAUCGAGACCACCAACACCAGCCCGCCGUCCGAUGACUAUGUCUCCGACACCAAGGAGCCCGAGGUCGGCACCACCGCCGUCCUCUCCGCCUCCAACCCCAAGGCCAUGACCGACGCCGAGUUCGCCACCGCCGGCGCCAUAGAAAACAUCGACAAGGAGUAUACCAUUGACUCGGACAACUCGCCCUGCGCCGAAGUGCGCGCAAACGUUCCCAACACCGACGACCACCAUCUGCCCAUCAACACCCUGCGCAUGUGGGUCUUGGGCCUCGUUGGCUCUGGCAUCAACCAGUUCUUCUCCAUGCGCUACCCGAGUGUGACAAUCACUUCCCUGGUCGCCCAGUUGGUCUCAUACCCGCUGGGCUGCGCCGUGGCUAAAGCUCUGCCCGUCAAGACGGUGCGCGUCUUCGGCUACCCGCUCGUCAUCAACCCGGAUCACCACUUCAACAUCAAGGAGCAUGCCGUCAUCACCAUCAUGUCCAACCUGAGCUUCGGAACUUCCUGGGCGACGGACAUCAUCCAAGCCCAGAAAGCCUUCUACCACACCGAUGCCGCCGUUGGCUACCAGUUCCUGCUGGGCUUGUCUAUGCAGCUGUUUGGUCUCGGUUUGGCUGGCCUCUGCUACCGCUUCAUCGUCGAGCCGCCGCAGAUGAUCUGGCCGUCCACCCUUGCCAACGCCGCACUCUUCGAGACGCUGCACAGCCGCGCGAAUCCCAUCGCCGACGGCUGGUCCAUCUCUCGAUACCGCUUCUUCCUGUAUGUCUUUGUCGGAGGAUGGUGCUGGUACUGGUUCCCUGGCUUCAUUUUUACCGGCCUGAGUACCUUCGCCUUCAUCUGUUGGGCUGCUCCGAACAACAAAGUCCUGAACAACCUGUUCGGAAUGUCCACCGGCCUCGGCUAUCUGCCCACCACCUUCGACUGGAGCCAAGUCGCCUACAACGGCUCUCCCUUGGUCGUUCCCUUCUGGGCUCAGGCGAACGUCUUCAGCGGUUGGCUUUUCCACUUCGCCCUUGUGGCGCCCAUUCUGUACUACACGAACACCUGGUGGACCAGCUAUCUGCCCUUGUCUGGAUCUGACUCGUACGACAACACCGGCCAGGUCUACAAUGUGACCAAGAUUGUGGAUGCGCGGGGCAACUUUCUGCAGGAGCAGUACGAGGCCUACUCGCCCAUUUUCAUGCCUGCGACCUUCGCCUUGAGCUACGGUCUCUCCUUUGCCGUCAUGGCUUGCCUGCCCGUCCACAUCUUCUUGUACUACUGGCGCGACAUGUGGAAUGCAGUCAGGGGCGACAGAAAGAAAGACGUCCAUGCACGCUUGCUCAUGAGGUACAAGGAUGUGCCAUGGUGGUGGUUUGGAAUCAUCACUGUUAUAGUUCUGGCCAUCAGCAUCAUUUGCAUGGAAGUCUACCACACAGAAAUGCCCGUCUGGGGCGUCCUCGUUGCUUUCGGCAUGGCCAUGGUCUACAUCAUCCCCGUCGGCACCGUCUACGCCGUGGCGAAUCUCAACGCCAACGUCUUGACUGUGCUUGGCGAGAUCAUCUCAGGCUACUUGCUUCCUGGGAAACCCAUCGUCAUGCUUAUCUUCAAGUUCUACGCCUACACCGCUCUCAGCCAAGCCAUGAACUACUGUUCCGACAUGAAGCUCGGCCUCUACAUGAAAAUCCCCAAGCGAACGCUCUUCGCCGCCCAACUCACAGCCUGCAUCAUGGGCUCUCUCACCCAAAGUCCGUCGUUCCCCUCCCCUCCCCUCCCCUCCCCACAAAAGCACAAGCAAAAAACUAACAUCCCCCCCUCCAACAAAACAAAAGACGCCGUCCUCCUCUGGAUGCUCGGCAACAUCGAAGACAUCUGCUCCUCGGACCAACCCAACGGCUACACCUGCCCCCAAGGCCGCGUCAACUUCACCUCGUCCAUAAUCUGGGGCGCCAUCGGCCCCGCCCGCCUCUACAGCAUCGGCAAGAUCUACUCGGGGCUCCUGCACUACUUCUGGAUCGGCGCCCUCCUCCCCGUCGUCACCUACCUCCUCAAGAAAAAAUUCCCCACCCGCCGCUGGCUCGCCGCCAUCCACUGGCCGCUCUUCUUCGCCGGCACCGGGAAUUUGCCGCCCGCGACGGGGAUCAACUACACGACGGCUUUUGCGGUGAGCUUCGUGUUUAAUAAGUGGAUCAGGGGAAAGUGGCCGCAUUGGUGGGCCAAGUAUAAUUAUGUGCUGUCGGCCGCGUUGGACAGCGGCGUGGCGGUCAGUGCGAUUGUGAUUUUUUUUACGGUGAUUUUCCCUGGUGGCGUGUUUGAUUGGUGGGGCAAUACGGUUAGUGGGACGACGGUGGAUGGGAUGGGCACGCCGUGGAGGGAUGUGCCGGAGAGUGGGACGUUUGGGCCGGAGAAGUGGUAG
Molecule: messenger RNA, 2430 nt
Organism: Diplodia corticola
Lineage: Eukaryota; Fungi; Ascomycota; Dothideomycetes; Botryosphaeriales; Botryosphaeriaceae
Product: opt family small oligopeptide transporter
Exons: 5
Coding region: 1-2430 (809 amino acids)
Biological process (GO): transmembrane transport
Molecular function (GO): oligopeptide transmembrane transporter activity
Source: RefSeq, a predicted model, not a curated record